Molecule: messenger RNA, 1818 nt
Organism: Chaetura pelagica (chimney swift)
Lineage: Eukaryota; Metazoa; Chordata; Aves; Apodiformes; Apodidae
Gene: LINGO3
Product: leucine rich repeat and Ig domain containing 3
Exons: 2
Coding region: 1-1818 (605 amino acids)
Cellular component (GO): plasma membrane
Molecular function (GO): protein binding
Source: RefSeq, a predicted model, not a curated record
AUGCUCUGCACCAUGAGAUGUUGGCUCCCGGUCCUGGUCCUCCAGCUGGUCCUCCCGAGCCCUCGGCGGGCCUGGGCCUGCCCUGCCCGCUGCGACUGCGCCCCGCAGCUGCGCUCGGUGCUGUGUCACCGCAGGAGACUCACCUCCAUCCCCGAGGGCAUCCCCACCGAGACCAGGGUCCUGGAGCUCAACAAGAACCGCAUCCGCUGCCUGAACCCCGGGGACCUCUCCCCGUACCCACUGCUGGAGGAGCUGGACUUCAGCGAGAACAUCAUCUCCAACGUGGAGCCCGGCGCCUUCAGCAACCUGUUCCACCUGCAGAUCUUGAGGCUGCGGGGGAACCAGCUCAAGCUCAUCCCUCCCGGGGUCUUCACCAAGCUGACCAACCUCACCCUCUUGGACAUCAGCGAGAACAAGCUGGUCAUCCUGCUGGACUAUGCGUUUCAGGACCUGCGAAACCUGAAGAGCCUGGAGGUGGGUGAUAACGACCUGGUGUACAUCUCCCAGCGGGCCUUCUCGGGGCUGCUGGGCCUGGAGCAGCUGACCAUUGAGAAGUGCAACCUGACCUCCAUCUCGGCCGAGUCGCUCUCCUACCUCCAGAACCUGGAGGUGCUGAGGCUCCGGCACCUCAGCAUCUCCGCCCUGGAGGAUCAAAACUUCAAGAAGCUCUACAACCUCCUGCAGCUGGAGAUCGACAACUGGCCGCUGCUGGAAGACGUCUCCCCGACCAGCUUCCAGGGCUUGAACCUCACCUGGCUCUCCAUCACCUACACCAACAUCACAGCCGUGCCUGCUGCUGCCUUGAGGAACCUGGUGUACCUCCGGUACCUGAACCUGUCCUACAACCCCAUCAGCACCGUGCUGAAGGGCUCCUUUAAAGACCUCAUCCGGCUCCAGGAGCUCCACAUCGUGGGCGCUCUCUUGGUGUCGGUGGAGCCUCAGGCUUUCUCCGGGCUGAGACAAAUCCGGCUGCUCAACCUCUCCAGCAACUUUCUGUCCACGCUGGAGGAGAGCACCUUCCACUCCGUCAACACCCUGGAGACGCUGCGAGUGGACAGGAACCCCCUGGCCUGCGACUGCCGCCUCCUCUGGAUCCUGCAGCGCCGCAAGACGCUCAACUUCGACGGGCAGCAGCCCGUGUGCUCCUCGCCCCCCGAAAUCCAGGGCGACGCCCUGAGGGACUUCCCGGACUCGGUUCUCUUCGAGUACUUCACCUGCCAGAAGCCCAAGAUCAAGGAUCGGAAGCUGCAGCACGUGACGGCGCGGGAGGGACAGGCCGUGUCCUUCCUGUGCCGGGCGGACGGGGAGCCCGACCCUUCCAUCUCCUGGGUGUCCCCCCAGCACCGCCGGAUCCCCGCCCGCAGCACCGGAAGCCCAAGAGGGCUGCCGGGGGGCACCCUGGAGAUCCGCUUCGCCCAGGUGCAGGACAGCGGCACCUACAUCUGCAUCGCCAGCAAUGCGGGCGGCAACGACACCUACUUUGCCACCCUGACCGUCCAGGGGCGACUGCCCGACGGCUCCUCCUACCCCAACCGGACUUUGUACCUCGGCGACUUCAACGACACCUCCCGCAACGACACCCAAGUCUUCUUGAAGUUCACCCUGGACCUCAAGACCAUCCUGGUGUCCACGGCCAUGGGCUGCAUCACCUUCCUGGGCGUGGUGCUCUUCUGCUUCCUCCUCCUCUUCGUCUGGAGCCGGGGCCGGGGGCAGCACAAGAACAACUUCUCGGUGGAGUAUUCCUUCCGCAAGGUGGACGGUCCCACCACCACUGCUGGCCAAGGAGGAGCCAGGAAGUUCAACAUGAAGAUGAUCUGA